UCGUCGGCGGCGGAAACGCGGAAACUGCAGACUGCAGCAGCUCGCGACGAUGUCGGUGUGCUGGCGCGAUGGAUGUGAAGGUGCUACGAACGCAACUGACAAGGCUGAGUGCUUGGUUUCGCUUGGCGAGUCAAAGAAAGUUGUCCAACUCACAGGCGCACGGAAGGAGGCCGAUCUGCGCACAAGCCUGCUGCAAGGCCAUUUCGCGAACCUGACGUGUGAAAGGUUUCUGAUUCAGAUAUACAAUGCACGGUUCGGAUGUUUUGUAGACCUGGAUGAUGAAACAGAAAUUGAGGAUGGUGCAAGGAUUAAUUUAAUCAUCUGCAAAAACGCUGAGCACCAACUUGCAGAAGAGCAAAUGAGCAUACUGCUUGAGGAUGUGCAACAAGUUUUCACUGUGCCAGAUUCAGCAAAACAUAUGGAGGACUAUACGUUGCCACAAGUGCCAGUUGAUAUAGCAGCACAGGUCAAGACUGUGAAAAAUGGAAAUGUUCCAGAAAUGCUCAGAAGAAGAAUAAUUGACUGGCUUACUUACGAUCUAUCAUUACGUGGAAUGUACCCAAAAAGGCUCUAUGCAACUGCAGCAAGAUGCCUUGUGGCAUUGUACCCACAGCUGAAAGACAGCUCAGACAGUGGCCAUUUUUCCUGGUUUCUAUCUUUGAAAAACAAAUUUAAGAAUCUUCGGAAACGGAUGCCACCCGGAUGUCCCGAAGUUGAUGCACAAAAGGCAAAAAGGGCACGGAAGCCUUUGGCUGAUGUUAGUAAUCAAGCAAACCAGCAGCCAUUCUGCCAUGAGACUGCUGUCGCACCUGUCUUUGAAAUGGAUGAAGUUUUUGUGACAGAGGCCAUAAAUUUCAUGAAGAAAGAGCUUUCAACUAGAAACCCAAAUAUGGAAAAGGUGAAAGAUGCCAUGGACAAAACGUGCAAGGCUAGAAGGAAAUGCCUAGAAGGGGAUAAAAUGAGUGUAAAGGAAUUCGUGGCAUUAUAUCCUGCAUUGACGCUUGAAAGAGAAAUACUCAACGAAUGCAGCCGCCUUACAUCAAUUUCACCUGACGAGUCCUUCACACAAGCGCUUAGAAGACAUAGUGAUGCAAUCCUUGAAGCAGUGAGACUGAAACGACCAGCAUUGCCCUCAUACAACAUUGUGGCAGCGGCAAUCCUGUCUGCUCAAGGGAUCUCCAAGAACUAUGUCAGAGGAAUCGGUGCCCUCGUUCUGCUGCCAUUCCUUUUGAGUGAACGAGGAGAUGACAUUUUUGCCCCAUUGGUUGACGGAAGGACCCACACGUAUCCAACUCUUGUUUACUCUGGUAGAAGCAUCCUCUCUUCAGACGCUUUAACUGUAACAUUUGAAAAUGUUCAGAUUGAUGUCCUUGAUGUAACCGCUGGUAUGGCAUUAGUGUUCUCAAUGUAUUGGGCAUACAACAUUCAGUAUGUGCCAUCUGCGAAAAAAACCUUUGCAUUGCUUGAACACCUCAUCGGCAUCAAGAGGACGAAGCUUUCAACAAAAGCAAUCAGAGUUCUCACAAUGCUCAAUGCAUCUGCGACUUAAGUAAGCG
Molecule: messenger RNA, 1556 nt
Organism: Rhipicephalus sanguineus (brown dog tick)
Lineage: Eukaryota; Metazoa; Arthropoda; Arachnida; Ixodida; Ixodidae
Exons: 9
Coding region: 50-1549 (499 amino acids)
Source: RefSeq, a predicted model, not a curated record